AUGAGCUCCUGUGAAAAUCAUUACCUGGCUAGUCCUGAUUUUCUAAAAGUAGCUUUCCAUACAAUAACAGCCUUGGCAACUCCAAUACAUGCAUUUCGAUUUUAUUGUAUUGUUUGUAAGACCCCAGUUCACAUGAAAUCCGUCAAAUGGUUGUUGUUCAAUUUACACUGUUGGAGCAUUUUCUUGAUAUUACUAUCAGUUUUCUAGGUAUUCCGUAUAUUUUACUACCUGCUAUGGAAGGGUAUGGACUAGGUCCAAUUGAGUCGCCGGGUCUAUUUUUCUACCUGGGAGUUACAUUUGUCACUGGUGUAAUGACUUCGGUCUUUGUAACUUUCGAGAACCGAUUUCAUAUAUUGUUUGGUCAAAACUCGAUUUGGAGGCAUUUCAGAAAAUAUGCAAUUGUGCUCAGUUAUAUUAUUGUACCAUUAUAAUACGUACCAAUUCAAUUUCUGCUUCCCGAACAAGUAACGGGACGAGAACUUUCUUGGGCGAUGCUUGAAUGUAUGCCUGAAUUGCCAAGUGACGGACGUCUACUAUUUGUUCUUGCAACGGAAAUUCUUGGACCAGCACUCACAAUGGGCCUCUCGGAAACUGUCCCAGCUAUCGAAACUGGAACAUUUCUAACUCUCAAUAUUUAUCACUUGAUAUUUGCGAAUCCAAGUGGGGUUUCCAGGAAAACUGUUCAAACUCAACAUAGGCUCGUCGUCGCUUUGAUUAUCCAGACAUCUGUUACAAUAUUCUUUUUUGUGGUCCCUGUCAACUUUCUAAUAGGAUUUGUAUAUGUCCACUAUCAAAAUCAGAUUCUUAACAAUUUAAUAUUUUUUGCUCUCGCAUGCCACGGCAUAGCUUCCACAUUUAUUAUGAUAUUCGCCGUUUGUACGCGUUUCUCGCAGAUAUUCUACAUCGAAUGUGGUGCCAGUGUUUUCGCCAUCAAGGACUCACUCACUGAGGCAUAUAUAGUUUUUUUUACAGUGGUGGCCAAAAGUAUAUGCGUUUUUUGGUUUUUUGCUAGUUUUUGA
This is a messenger RNA of Caenorhabditis elegans, 1019 nucleotides long. The record is from the annotation of a RefSeq genome assembly. NCBI's taxonomy places the organism in Eukaryota, Metazoa, Nematoda, Chromadorea, Rhabditida, Rhabditidae.